This is a messenger RNA of Linderina pennispora, 2219 nucleotides long. RefSeq lists its product as uncharacterized. Gene Ontology annotation, molecular function: translation initiation factor activity. Gene Ontology annotation, biological process: translational initiation; formation of translation preinitiation complex. The transcript has a single exon. Lineage: Eukaryota; Fungi; Kickxellomycota; Kickxellomycetes; Kickxellales; Kickxellaceae. The coding region runs from base 63 to 1955 and encodes 630 amino acids. The record is from RefSeq and is a predicted model, not a curated record.
CUUUUUCUCCCUUUUCUAUCACCUUGUGCCUUCAUUUACGUUAUAAAUUAGUCUCUGGUCCAAUGUUCAAGAAGCCGUUUAACAUAAAGAGCCGUACACCGGUGCGGUCCUCUGACUGUCGACGUCUAAUUAAGGAGGCGAAGGAGGAAUUCCCUGAGGCGUGGGGGGCCGUCGAGGAUGCAAAGGACUCUGACGCAGUGCUACCGGUUCCAAACAACCUGCAAACAGCCAAAUUCGUAUCGCAUGUUGGCGAAAGGGGCCAGAUUAUAUACGAUGGGCCGGGUGACCCGCUGUGGAUCAAGGCCGAGCUUCUCGACAACCAGGAAUCGGUGUUGGUGCCGACGGUCUACUCGCUGUGGAGGUUUCCAACCAUGCUGCCGAUACUGUGGACAUGGCCAGCAGUAGUCAAAAAGCUGAUCAACGGAGCCGACCUGAUGGCUCCUGGACUGAUCAUUCCUGACGGCGGGCUGCCCGAUCUCAAGAGGGGCGCUGUCGUGGCUAUUUGCUGCCCAGGGAGUUUGGCUGCGCAGGCAGUUGGCGUCCUGACCUUUGAGACCAAGGGUGUCACCAGUGUUGCUGGUGCCAAGGGCAAGGCAGUGCUGAUCACCCACACGUACAAGGACCAUCUAUGGGAGUCUGGUAGCAAGGCGCAUCCACAAGAGAUUCUACAGGCGGGCACGGGUUCUGCGCUGCAUGUGGAGGGUGAUUUUGGCGAUAGCAGCGAUGACGGUGGAGGCGAGGAUGACGGAGGCGACUGGACUGUGGUGACCAAGAAACCGCCUGCCAGUGGCACGGCCGCAGCGACUAGCGAAGAGUUGGUACCACUAGAGCGCGACAGCGCACAGCUGAGCGCACGGCUGGAAAAGGAGGCUGUGAUUUCAGAGUCAGCUGCGGCCCCAGUAUCGGAGCCGUCAACUAAGCCUACGCCAGCCGAGAUGGAUUCGCUGUUGCUGGAGGCACUCAAGCAGGUCAUGGCCACAGUGCUGGACCAGAAGGCGGCCACAGAUCUGCUUCCGCUCAACUCGUCGACGCUCUACUCUCAUUACAUUGUUUCCAAUGCGCCGCACAACCAGGAGCUCGACAUCAAAAAGUCAACGUACAAGAAGCUGGCCAAGUUUCUGAAGGCAGCUGAGAAGCGUGGCCUGGUGCAGCUGAAGGAUAUCCGCGGCGAAUCGCAUAUCAAGUCGUUCAACUGGAAACACAAGGAGAUGCUCGAGUACAAGCCGUACAAGGUGUCGUUGGCGAAAAAGGGCCAUGCUGUGGCAAGCAGCGCAGCGACUGGCGCAUCUUCAGCUCAGCCCACGGUUGGCCGAGUUGAUAAGACCGCCAGUGGCAUGAUCCAGGUCAUCGAGCUUUUCAAGCCCUCAAACGGCCUCAAGCCGCUGUUUGAUGAGGUCGGCGCCUCAACGCCGUCGGGAUACUUUAGCCGCCAUCAGGCGCGGAGUGUGCUUGAGGAUUAUAUCAAGGCGCACGGCCUUAUCGAUCCCAAGAACCCGCGGCAGGUCAAACUGGACCACCGUUUGUGCGAUGGGCUGCUGACCAAGGAUGAGUACUCGAAGCUGACUGUGUUCCCGCGCGACAAACUGCAGUCGCGGCUACAGGAAAAGAUGACGCUGUACACCGAGCUUCGUAUUCCCGGUAAGACGCCGACGGCCAAGAUCGGCGCUCCGCCACAGGUAGAGAUCUUGUGCGAGAAGAAGAUGGGCAACAAGGUCAUCACCCGCACUGUUGGCCUGGAGAAGUACGAGAUUGAUCCCCAUGCGGUAGCCAAGGAGCUGCGCACGAUUUGUGCAUCGAGUACGACUGUAGAUCCGGUCCCUGGCAAGAAAAACGCCUUGGCGGUGAUUGUACAGGGACACCAUGUCAGCGCCCUGGCCAAGCUGCUGGAGAAGCACGGCCUCCCACCGCGGCUGAUCACUGUCACCGACAAGACGAGCAAGCCGAAGAAGAAGUAAAUAGAGCGACCACCAUACCUGCUUUCAAUCGCAGUGCCAAGGUAAAAAGGGAGUAAUAACACAGGCUCCAACGAGUCCACAUUCUUGGCGGACUACCUGGAUUGCUUGGCAUAACAACCACAGCAGAUCCCGCCACUUAUCUCCACCCUCGUUUAUACCGCGCCUAGCACCCAGGACACAUGGUCUCUUCCUUGGCAUGAUUUCCAAUAUACUACCCCUCUUUUUCGCACAUUGGAAUAAUCCAAUACAGCUCUUGACCUCCGC